AUGGCUUCCAUGAAAGCUGUCGUUGUCGAAAACUACGGGGGAAUCGAUAGACUCGAGCAUCGUCGGGUGCCCAAGCCCGCUUCGCCAACGGGGCGAGACAUUUUGGUCCGCGUCCUGGCAUGCUCCGUGAACCCGAUAGACAUGAAAGUGCGUGCAGGGAGGUACGAUGAUUAUCCAGACUAUUACGACCGUGUUCCGCGCCCUUACCAGAUUUGCGGCUUCGACGCAGCAGGGAUCGUUGAAGAAGUGGGUAAAGACUGUACCCUCUUCAAACCUUCGGACGAAGUGUUCUAUUCCGGAAGUCCGGUUCGACAAGGUUCCAAUGCCGAAUGGCAACUCGUAGAUGAAAGGAGCGUGGGCAGGAAGCCGCACAACUUGAGCUUCGUAGAGGCGGCUGCCAUGCCGUUGACUUACGUGACGGCAUAUGAAGCGCUCGUCGAAAGGAUGGAGAUCAGGAAAGGCGAACGUGCGGGUCUACUAAUCAUUAAUGGAGCUGGGGGUGUCGGUUCUGUUGCGAGCCAAAUUGCUCGAACAGUUUUGCAGUUACCUGUAGUCGUCACAACGGCGUCUCGCCCGGAGACCCAGGAAUUUACGAAAGCCAUGGGGGCGACGCAUGUCAUCAAUCAUCGAAAGGAUCUCAAGGAGCAGAUCGACAGUCUGCGCCUCGAAGUACCCAUAAGGUACAUUUUCAUCACUCAUUCCACUGACCAAUACAUGGACGCCUGCGCAAAAAUAUGCGAGCCUUUAGGUAAAGUAUGCUCAAUCGUCCAGGGUCAAGCGAGAAUGUACGGCACGCCAUUUAUGGCGAAGUCUCUGGCCUUCAUUUGGGAGGUUAUUGGCACGAAGCCAUAUUACGGGGUUGAUUUGGAAUCCCAGCACAGAAUCCUUACGGAGCUGGCAGACUUAGUUGAGGAAGGCAGCAUCCGUUGCCACUUGACGCAGAAAUUCAAGCUGUCCCUCGAGGGUUUGCGUGAAGGUCAUGCAGCUAUCGAGAAGGGGGGGAGUAUCGGCAAGAUUGCUUUUGGUGUCGACGAGGCCGGAGAUGCAGAAGCCUUUGCUUGAAAGCGCUGCGAGGCGACAGAUAUAGAUAUCUACGUCAAAUAGUCUGCUCAUAUGCCUACCCCUUUGUAUUCCUUUGUAUUCCUUUGUAUUAGUAUUUCGACCUGAC
Gloeophyllum trabeum ATCC 11539 is the source of this 1168-nucleotide messenger RNA. Its product is annotated as zinc-binding alcohol dehydrogenase. The coding region runs from base 1 to 1062 and encodes 353 amino acids. The transcript has 5 exons. Gene Ontology annotation, molecular function: oxidoreductase activity; zinc ion binding. The record is from RefSeq and is a predicted model, not a curated record. Lineage: Eukaryota; Fungi; Basidiomycota; Agaricomycetes; Gloeophyllales; Gloeophyllaceae.